Molecule: messenger RNA, 2503 nt
Organism: Acipenser ruthenus (sterlet)
Lineage: Eukaryota; Metazoa; Chordata; Actinopteri; Acipenseriformes; Acipenseridae
Product: glycoprotein-N-acetylgalactosamine 3-beta-galactosyltransferase 1-A-like
Exons: 5
Coding region: 575-1678 (367 amino acids)
Cellular component (GO): membrane
Molecular function (GO): N-acetylgalactosaminide beta-1,3-galactosyltransferase activity
Source: RefSeq, a predicted model, not a curated record
AAUUCAUCAGGAGGCGGGAUUUAAUUUGUGAUUGAUUCGGAAACUCGCGUAUCCGAAACCAAAGAGAGGCAUUUCGGAACUGUUGUGUUCAAAGACUGGUGUGGUUCAAACAUGCAAGUAAAUGCUUCUGGAUAGCAUGCAACGAGUCAGAAAAAGGAAGGAAAUGAAGAAGAGCUGACUGUGCUAACGCAAAAAAAAAAAAAAAAAAAAAAACUGUAAAUAGCAUAUUUCAUCCUGAACGCGACGUUUUUAGCCCACAUAACGGCAGUUUUCAAAUGUAAAUACACUAAUUUGUAGCGGAGCUGGUGUUUGUGGCCAAUGGCGCGGUCUGUUUUGCAUAAUGAAAUACUCGAUGGCUGUAGAUCUGUUGUUUCGACAGUGAAAAGCAGCCGCACAGCACAACCCAGACGAUCGUUGCUGUUGUUUUCUGUGUCUGCUGGUUUUUGAAAAGCUCGAGCCAGCUCUGCAUGUGACCGCCUGCUUCUGCGCUCAGGGGAGGUGUUCAGCCGCAGCAAUGCUAGGUUAGCGUGGACAGAGUGAUCGAGAGAGAGAGAGAGCGAAUCACCAGGGCAGCAUGGCAGCUUUGAGCUCCCGCUGCUGCUUCUCCCUGGGCUUCCUGGUGGGUACCUGCACCCUCUACUUCUUCAUGACUCAGGUGUGGUUCGAGAGGAAAUUCAGCCUGCAGCUCGACAGCCAGGUCCUCUCCACAGCAGGACAGUGGGGAGGAGAGAACCAGAGCUGGAGAGUGGAUGGAUCAGCGCUCAUCAGUCUCCGGCACCCACACCUCCAAGGGGAGGACAGCCGUGUGGCGGACCAGCUCUACAAGAAGGUCCGCAUUCUCUGCUGGGUCAUGACCGGCCCAGACAACUUGGAGACCAAAGCCCGCCACGUGAAGGCCACGUGGAGCCGGCACUGCAACAUGGUGAUCUUCAUGAGCUCCCGCGAGGACCCAGACUUCCCUACAGUGGGGCUGGGCACCAAGGAGGGGCGUGAUCAGCUGUACUGGAAAACCAUCCGAGCCUUCCAGUACGUGGAGCAGCACCACUCCCACCAGGCCGACUGGUUCCUCAAGGCGGACGACGACACCUUCGUGGUGAUCGAUAACCUCCGCUGGAUCCUCUCCAACUACACCGCCGACGAGCCCAUCUACUUCGGCAAGCGCUUCAAGCCCUACACCAAGCAGGGCUACAUGAGCGGCGGGGCGGGCUACGUGCUGAGCAGGGAGGCGCUGCGUCGCUUUGUGGAGGGCUUCCGCACCAAGGCGUGCACACACACCACCUCGGUGGAGGACCUGGCCCUGGGGCAGUGCCUGGAGAAGAUGGGCGUGCUGGCCGGAGACUCGCGGGACUCCAUACACCGGGAGACCUUCCACCCCUUCGUCCCCGAACACCACCUCACCAUGAAAUUCGCCAAGAGCUUCUGGUACUGGAACUACUGCUACUACCCCAUCGUGGAGGGUCCUCAGUGCUGCUCAGACCUGGCUGUCUCCUUCCACUAUGUAGAUGCUGAGCUGAUGUACAUGCUGGAGUAUUACACCUACCACCUGCGAGCGUAUGGCUACCAGUACCGCUACCAGCCCAGCCUGCCUGAGGGAGUGGAGCCAGACUCCGCCAGGACAGAGCACUCCCCGCUGGGCGCAGAGAGGGACGCCCCGGGGAACGGCACCUCCAAACUGUGAACACACUGCACACUCUACAGCUGCAGAGAUGCUGUACCGGACCUGUCCCAUGAGAAGCACUGAUGAAGAUGAAGAGUGAAGACCGUGAAGCUGCACUACCAGGGUUACGCUGCAGGGGCAGUAUUACUAAACCAAGUAGCUCUACCCUAUUGAGUGUCUGUUCACACGUGUUUGUUUUUCCAAAUAAACCCAGACUUAAACUGUGAAAAAAAAAAAAAUAACGCUUCACUUGGAAACUAACUAGCUUUGCUAGUUGACGUCCAUAUUUUUCUGAACUCAUGUUGCUUACAAUGCGUUUCAAACCCAGCUGCCUAAGCGAAGCCUCCUCUUUCAAUCAAAACUGAAAGGGAGUGUGUUUAGAAGCAUUGGUUUACAAUACGCUUUCAUGAAGAGAAACAUUUCAAAAUCAAGUGGCCCAAACCACCCAAGUUUAAAUGGACAAAUGCAAGCAGAUCAUUCUCAUGAAAAUGGUUAUUAUUAUUUUUUUAUUUUUUAGUGGUGCAAAUCAAAACGUUCUGAAGAAUGUGAUUGUUAAUUAGUUUACAAAGUGUAUUGUACAGUAAUCUCAUCCUUGCAGUAUUAGUCUCCUACAGCCAGACUGUGCCUAUAUUCACACUGUAAACCCAGCUGCCUCAUUGCCUUGUUGGGUGUUUAUGGUGAAAUGUAUUGCAAUGAAGGGCAAUUAAGGGGCUUCUAAUUUGAACACAAGAGAGUGAGACUUUAAUUCACUUAUUCUAGCUUGAAAUUGAACUGAAUGCUUCAAGGUACUUUGGGCAUCUCUCUGUUACUGUUUGAUGGUUGAUUAAAGAUGUGUCAAGUUUCUGA